This is a messenger RNA of Pistacia vera, 840 nucleotides long. Its product is annotated as 30S ribosomal protein S10, chloroplastic. Lineage: Eukaryota; Viridiplantae; Streptophyta; Magnoliopsida; Sapindales; Anacardiaceae. Gene Ontology annotation, cellular component: mitochondrion; small ribosomal subunit; ribosome. The coding region runs from base 96 to 668 and encodes 190 amino acids. Gene Ontology annotation, molecular function: structural constituent of ribosome; RNA binding. The transcript is spliced from 3 exons. The record is from RefSeq and is a predicted model, not a curated record. Gene Ontology annotation, biological process: translation.
UUCUACACUCAAGACUACAAACGACGAAGGGAGCAAGCAAGAACAGCUUCUUCAAAUUCUUCAUAAGAAAACAACAGAGAAGGAUUGGAUUGAAAAUGGCAACGAAUUCAAUCUCUGCAACAAUAUUACCUUCUUUUACAAUACCCAUUUCUUCCAAUCCAAAGUUGUCUUCUUUCUCUUGUUCUUUACCCUCUAAAGUUAGUACCUUUAAGCUUAGUACUGCCGUACAGCCCUCGAUUUCUGCAUCAACUAGGGUCUUUGCUGCUCCUGAAACCUUAGAUGGAACUGAAACUUCAUCUCCUGAGGUUGAAGGUUCUGAGGCACUUAGUCCCUCGGUCAGCACAGAUGCAGACAAGAUUGCACCGAAGCAAAAGAUCAGAAUCAAACUCAGGUCUUACUGGGUGCCCCUAAUUGAGGACUCCUGCAAGCAGAUAAUGGAUGCUGCAAGGACUACCAAUGCAAAGACCAUGGGUCCUGUGCCAUUACCGACCAAGAAGCGAAUAUACUGUGUUCUCAAAUCCCCACAUGUACACAAGGAUGCUAGAUUCCAUUUUGAGAUCCGAACUCACCAACGCCUUAUUGAUAUUUUAUACCCAACUGCUCAAACUAUCGAUUCUUUGAUGCAACUCGAUCUUCCUGCAGGAGUUGAUGUAGAGGUCAAGCUCUAAAGAAGCAGUGCUGCAGCAUAAGUAAACUUCUUGAAUUUUCUAUAAUUUUUGAUGUAUUUCCAUUUCACAGUUAGCUAUCAAUUGUAGAUUUGCCUGUUAACCAUGUAAUAGAAAGAGAUAUUUGCUUUUUCUUCUCUUGCUUUCAUUUUAAUGCCAACUUUUUCUUUAUGAA